Molecule: messenger RNA, 2272 nt
Organism: Melanotaenia boesemani (Boeseman's rainbowfish)
Lineage: Eukaryota; Metazoa; Chordata; Actinopteri; Atheriniformes; Melanotaeniidae
Gene: ttpal
Product: tocopherol (alpha) transfer protein-like
Exons: 6
Coding region: 132-1166 (344 amino acids)
Cellular component (GO): membrane
Molecular function (GO): phosphatidylinositol bisphosphate binding
Source: RefSeq, a predicted model, not a curated record
GUGAUUUUUGAUACACUGGUUUGUUGUUUUGAGCCGUUGCUUCUAUUCCUGAGACUCUUGAUCUCUGACCAUCGCGUGCUCAUUACUGACAUUUAUAGAAGGUUAAUAUUAAAGCCUUAUCCAGCCAGUCCAUGGCCCAUCAGUAUGAAUAUGUCAGUCUCAGUCGUCCUUCAGCAGAGCCUGCAGCAGAUGCACACAGCUGGUUCCCUGGACCCCCUCCACCCAUGUAUUCCUGCACCCUGACCCCAGAACUGGAGGCCAAAGCACGGGAGGAGCUCCAGGAGAAACCCGAGUGGCGUCUUAGAGAUGUCCAAGCACUCAGAGACAUGAUUCUUAAGGAACAGCCCAAUCUCAGAACCCGACUGGAUGAUGCCUUCCUGCUGCGCUUCCUUCGGGCCAGGAAGUUUGACUACGACCGUGCCCUCCAGCUGCUGCUCAACUAUCACGCAGGUCGUAAGACCUGGCCCGAGGUGUUCCAGGACCUAAAGCCGUCCACGGUAAAGCACGUCCUGGACCUGGGAUUCCUCACAGUUCUACCACGGCCAGACCCCAACGGGAGAUACAUCCUCUGUCUCCGGCCGGGGAAAUGGAAACCAAACGAUUAUCCAUUUGUUGACAAUGUGAGGGCCAUGUAUCUGACUCUGGAGAAGCUGAUCCAGCCAGAAGAAACGCAGGUGAACGGUAUUGUCAUCUUGGCUGACUACACUGGAGUGGGCAUGUCGCAAGCAUCCAACCCAGGCCCAUUUCUGGCCAAAAAAGUUGUGAGCAUCCUCCAGGAUGGCUUUCCAAUCAGAAUCAAGGCUGUUAACAUAAUCAACGAGCCCAGGAUUUUCAAAGGCAUCUUUGCUAUAAUCAAGCCGUUCCUGAAGGAGAAGAUGGCAGAGAGGUACAUCCUCCACGGCUCAGAUCUGCGCUCUCUACACCGGAACAUCCCGCCAUCGGUUUUACCGCAGGAAUACGGCGGCGCUGCCGGACGGCUGGACAUGAGCGCGUGGUCUCGACUGCUGCUGGACUGUGAGGAGGAAUUUCUGGUGGAGUUCUGCCAACCUGAUCCACUAGAGGGCGUGGAGCUUCCAGACUCCACGCUGUUUGAGGGCGAGCAGGCCAGCGGAAAGGAUGACGACACCUUCAGGGGUCUGCGCUCUCAACUUUAUUACUGUUACUGAUGCACACACACUCCCAUCACUGACGGGACAUCUUCUGUUUCAUCUGAAACAUGUAGACUUAGAGGGCAAGUUGCCAAUAUUCUACUUUAUUUAUGUUACUAACUCAGCACGACUCAGUCAGUAACCCAACGUUUAGUCAGAGGUCCGCAGCAGCUCCAGGCUCUCUGGUAGAGGAUUUGGACUGUGCAUGUUCAGCCAUGAUUGUUGCGUUCUCUGGGUGUAUUAUUUCUGGUGUUCAAUGGUCAUAUGUUGACUUCAACAGGUUUGUCUUGCUUAAAUCCUCCAAAAAUCCACAGAAAACUUUCUCACUAUGCUUCUAACAUAAGAUUGUUCAGCUUCAGCUUUAUAGGGGCCAGUCAGAUUAACCUGGUGUCUGUUUUUAAUACAUGAGAAAUGUGCUGUUUUUUAUGUUAUAAGCUCUGAGCUGCAGGUUAACACAAAAACUUUUGAACUUACUCCAUGAAAUCAGCUAUUGGAAGCAGCUAACUGCUCAUAUUAGCUUCAGCUGAACUGUGGAGUAUACAACCCCACAGUUCAGCUGAAAACAGACAGUUUUUGUGUUUGUGACCAUCUAAAACUUUGCCUUAAACUGUAUGAAUUAUCUGACUUAUGUUGCAGAUCUGACCAGGGCUGCUUUUACAGACUGAAAGGAGGCAGAAAUAAUAAACGUAGAGAUAAAGUUCAGUUCAGCUGAUUAUUAGCUGUCAGAAUGUUUUGUUUUUUUUAAAGCUGUUGUUUUGUCAGUUUUUUUUCUGGCUUGAAUCUUGUACAUGUGGGUUAUCUGCCUUAUGUUUUAUUUAUUUUAUUUGUUUUUUGCCUGUGUUUCAUCACCCAGUCUUAAUAACUGAUCACAGGAGUUGCAUGUGGAGUAAAACUUUAGAAACAUCUGCUUUGCCAAAUUACACACCAAGCCAUGUACAGAAUAUAAAAUAUGCAUAAUGUUUCAUCUGUUUUCUUGCGCUAGCCCCAAAAGUAACUGAAGAGCACGAGUUGAUUCUUUUAUAUUUUUAUUCCAGCCAUGUCUGUGACCAUAAGCUGUAUUUGUGUUGCAGGAUAUUUGUUGUUUAUAGUGAAGUUGAAGUAAAGAUGAAAUACUCAAAGUCCUA